Molecule: messenger RNA, 1269 nt
Organism: Triticum aestivum (bread wheat)
Lineage: Eukaryota; Viridiplantae; Streptophyta; Magnoliopsida; Poales; Poaceae
Exons: 6
Coding region: 183-761 (192 amino acids)
Source: RefSeq, a predicted model, not a curated record
AACCCUAAAUUUUCUGCUCCGAUUCCUUCUAGCGCCGUUUCUGCCCCGAUUCCUUCUAGCGCCGCUCCCAUCCCUCUCUCUGCUCCCCCACGAUCCACUCCUCUCCAUCCCCAAUUCAACGAUUUCCUCCUCGUCGAGCCUGGAUCUGGCCGUACCCUAUGGAGCGACACAAUUAAUUCAGGAUGGGACAGGCCAAGGAGAACGACGUGUACAAGCAGGAGCUGCUCGACGACGACAAGGCUGUCGACGCCGCCGGGCAAGCAGCCGCCAGGAAGGGCAACGUCGGCAGCCACAGAUCCGGCUUCACAUAUUUCUUGCUCAAGCCCGAGCUGCUCCGGGCCAUCCAGGACUGCGGCCUUGAGACCAGGCCUAACGCUUGGAGCAACGGCCCCCCGAAGUUCCUUUUUGACGGACGGCCUACGCGCACAGGGCUGGUCGACUACGAGAAGGACAACAAGGCCGCCGCCAAGCCAGCCGCCGGGCAUGCAGCCCCAAGAAGGGCUACAUUGGAAUCCACGGCUCCGGCUUCAGGGACAUUGUGCUCAAGGCCAGCCAGGACUGCGCCUUCGAGCACCCAAAGGACUGAUAAGGUCGUUAAUGCCGCCGCCAAGCUCGCCACUGGGCAUGCAACCCCCAACGAGGGCUACGACGGAAUCCACAACUUAGGCUUCAGGGACUUUUUGCUCAAGCCUGAGCUACUCCGGGCCAUUCAAGACUGCAGCUUCGAGCACCCAUCAGAAGAAGUUAGUUUGAAUGAUUAGCACGUACAACGCUCAGCCAUUAAUUGCCAGCCCUUAGAUUUCAGGUUUCAAUUCACAUGAGCUAGGCCGCUAGGAAUAAUUUGAAAAUGGUAACCCUUAAUCCCACUGCCUACUAUGCUCCAACUAGAGCUACCUUGUGUUCUAUCAGGAAAAAUUAUCAUAAGCAUUGUGUUUGGUGGUUAAUUUGUUGCAAAAUUGAUUAAAAACUAGAAGAAACAACAUGCGUUGCCACGUUAUUUUCUUGUCAUUGUGCAUAGAGUUUCUUUUUCUCAUUAUAUUUGUUUUUAGGAAUUCAUUAUAUUUGUUAAAAGUUUCAUCUUCCACUUAAUAUUCUAACGAAUGAAAAAUUGGCGGUGAGAAACUAUGUACCUGCUGGAGAAUUAGCCCUGUAUGUAUGUGGUGGCACCAAGCGAUUUCGGCCCAUUAAAGAAGAUGCAAAGAUGGUCUCAAGAGAAGGGUCUCCUGGAGGGGCAUUGCAUGUUCACUAGUAUAGUUGAAACUACGCGUG